Messenger RNA from Poeciliopsis prolifica (blackstripe livebearer), 1331 nucleotides. RefSeq names its product armadillo repeat-containing protein 1-like. The record is from RefSeq and is a predicted model, not a curated record. The transcript is spliced from 7 exons. The coding region runs from base 102 to 821 and encodes 239 amino acids. NCBI's taxonomy places the organism in Eukaryota, Metazoa, Chordata, Actinopteri, Cyprinodontiformes, Poeciliidae. Gene Ontology annotation, molecular function: protein binding; metal ion binding.
UGUCAACCAAUAGCUCGUCGCGAGAGGAAACCCACCAAAUUUGUAUUUUUCUGCACGAGCUACUUCUUCUCUUUGUUUCAGGUUUGGCCAGAUUUUCAGACAUGAUGGAUGCACUGUCGGUGGUGUGUCAGCUGCGGGACCUGGCGUCUGAACCACAGAACCGAGCUGUGAUUGUCCAGGACCAAGGUUGUCUUCCAGGACUGGUUCUCUUCCUGGACCACCAGAAUCCAGAAGUGUUGUUUGCAACCCUGCAGACUCUUCGUUAUCUGGCUGAAUUGCCUCUCAAUGUACCCAUUAUGAAGAAUGAGCUGGGUAUGAUGGUGAGCUUGGAAAAACUUAUCAGGAGGGAGGGCCUGUCUCUUGAUAUCACAGCUCUGGCUAAAGAGGUUUAUAGCAUUCUGAGAGCACCUGCUAAUCCAGCACCACGCACACCGGAGAGGGAGAAAAGAAGGAAGCCCCAGUUCUUUAUCAAUUCUACCAACAAGAAGGCUAAGUCUGUGACAUUACACAUCCAGGGGUUGGACAGCACCCAACAAAGAGGCUUAUGUGAAGAGGCUCUUCUGAAAGUCAAAGGGGUGAUCAGCUUCACUUUUCAAAUGGCCUCAAAGAGGUGCACAGUCCGCAUCCGUUCGGACCUUCCCACCGAGAGUCUGGCCACAGCUAUCGCUUCCACUAAGGUGUUGUCGGCUCAGCAAGUGGUGAAAAACGAGGCUGGAGAAGAGGUUUAUGUCCCUCUGAACUCUUGUGGCGCUCAGGUGCCACAAAACGCAGACAUCCCAGACUACCUCCCAGAGGACGAGGAGCCCAGAGAGGGAGGUUGACAAAGCACUUUCCCGCACCGCAGCUAAGAAGAUUCCAGCGGGAGCUGGCUGAAUGCUGCUGCUAGUUUCCUCACAAAAACCUUCUACUGGUGAAGCUCUAAUUUUGUCCUAAAAAUGUCCAUCUAGACUCCCUCUUCUCAUUGCUGAGAUGGAGUCCUCAUACAAGCUGGAAUGUUUGCUGAUAUGAGGGGUUUUGUCGAGUCUGCCAUUCAACAAGCAACUACAAAAUCAUUGCUUUGUGUAUGUACAGAUUUGCUUUCUAAAAAUCUUUCAAGCUAAAUGAAAGUAAACUUGUGUAUGUCUCUUUCUUUUUUGUGUUCCAUUUACUUUGGACUUUUUAAUUUGUUUUUGCUUGGCUGCGAGGGCCGUUCGAGGCUGCUUGCAGCUUUAAUUUGUUUUUGCCUUUUCUCAGCAUCGUUUACCUCCCAACAUGUCAGUCAUGUUCAUCUUACUGUCUUACUGUUUGUGACUACUUGAACUGGUUUAUGCUGAAAUAAAUGUACAAAAGAU